AUGGCAUCGUCUGUGGUAUUUGGGCACUCAAAUUCGGGCUUUCAGAUAGGUGAAAACACAGGGCCUAUCACUGCAAACUUUCAUACGAUCAUAGAACCACAAGAGCAACAACCAGAGCCGCUAUCCACCGUCCCAUUCCCGCGUGAUCCUGACUUCAUUCACCGAGGUUCGCUCGUCGAUCACAUCCAUGAGAAAUGCUCCGGUCCAGAAUCAGUCGUAGUUUUGAUGGGGCUAGGUGGGGUCGGGAAAUCCCAAAUCGCUAUCGAAUACUCUUUCAGGGUUCGAGAAGAGUCCCCUACGACGUGGGUUUUCUGGGUUCAUGCCAGUAAUGCCGCCCGGUUCGAGCAAAGUUUUUGGCGAAUUGCCAAUCGCACAAAAAUUCCAGGGCGCCAAGACCCUGCAUCGAAUAUCUUUGAGAUUGUCUGUGGUUGGCUUCAGGAUUUGAAGGAGAGAUGGGUCAUGAUUAUAGAUAAUGCGGAUGAUGAUGAAUUCUUGCGAGAGUGGAUGUCAAAACCAUCGACCGAAGAGGAUGGUAUUAUACCGAGACCACCACUUCUGACGUUCAUCCCUCGUUGCGCCAAUGGUUCGAUCAUUUGGACUACCCGAAGCAAACGGGUUGCAACAAAUAUAGCGAAUGCUCGAGAUAUCAUUCCAAUCGAGCCAAUGGACACGACACAGGUUGUCGCUCUUGUGGAAAAAAAGUUGACUACGAAGCAAGAUCAUGAUGACAUGAUCAAGCUCGCGGAGGCAUUGGAAGGUAUGCCACUUGCUAUUGUACAGGCAACGGCAUACAUUGAGCGACGGGCGCCCCGCUGCUCAGUGAAACAAUACCUUGAAGAGCUCCAGAAGAGUGACGAUCAAAAGCAGAAGCUUUUAAAUCUUGAAGCUGGCCAUAGGCAGCGAGACUGGGAGGCAAGAAACUCCAUCCUAGCCACCUGGCAGAUAUCCUUCGAUCAUAUUCAGAAGAUCCGACCAUCUGCUGCAGAUCUGCUAUCUCUUAUGAGCUUCUUUGAUCGACAGGGAAUUCCCGAGGUGGCGCUUCAAAACCCGCCUGGUGAUCUUGUAUGUCUGAGAAACUUUCUCGCAAAACAGGGGAUUGUCAAUCAUAUGGCGUCAGUCCCUCAAGAUACAUAUAACACUAGCCUUGAUGAUGCAAGCAAAACACAGAAUCUUUGUUGUAACGACAGCUUUGAAGAUGAUAUCACGGUAUUGAGAGAAUACUCAUUUAUAUCACUGACUCAAGACUUGAAGAUAUUCCAGAUGCACCGGCUGGUGCAGCUAGCUACAAGGAGUUGGCUAGCAGCGUACGGCGAAGCGGAUAUCUGGCAAGCUCACUUCUUAUGGAAUAUUCAACGCGAAUUUCGAACUGGCGAUAACUCUCGCUGGGUGAAGUGCCAGUCACUCUUUCCACAUGUCAAAGCCGCGAUGUCUCAACGACCAAGACUCAAAGUAGCUGUGAAGAAAUGGGCCUGCUUGCUCAUCAGUGGCGCCCAGUACGCUUCUUGGAGUGGAAAUACAUCGGAGAUGAUGCGAAUGGCUCUGAAGGCAAAUGAAGAAACGGAAAGACUACUGGGCAGCGAACAUGAGUACAGUAUGGCUGCUCGUGAAAUGUUAGCAUUGGCAUACGCAGAUGCGGGUAAGCUGCGUGAAGCCGAGUCCUUACAACUGGGAAUUUUGGAAAUUUAUAAAAGAACUCUCGGAGAGAAACAUCAAAAUUAUGUUUCACAUAUGCACUCUCUUGCCAACACGUACCAACGGCAGGGUAGGCUUCAGGACGCUACAUCACUGAAGAUACGGGCCCUGGAGAUAAGAAAGAAUACAUUAGGAGAUGAUGAUCCGUUAACGCUCAAGCUAUUGGGAAGCCUAGCUAGUACUUAUUUAGACCACGACCUUUUAGAGAACGCGGGGAGCCUGAAUGUGCAGUAUUUAGAGAAAGCAAAGAAGAUGCUUGGCGAGGAGCAUCCUGAUGUCAUCGCAAUCAUGGAAAACCUUGCAAUCACAUACUUCAGGCAAGGUAGGCUACAUGACGCAGAAAUACUAGAGUUGCAGACUGUUGAGGCUUGCAAAAAAGUACUAGGAGAAAGCCACUCCCACACAAUUCGCUGCAUGUCAAAUCUAGCAGGACACCGUCGUGAUAGAGGAUGGCUGUUGAAAGCUCCAGACCGCCCAUUGUGA
This is a messenger RNA of Penicillium angulare, 2175 nucleotides long. RefSeq lists its product as uncharacterized. Lineage: Eukaryota; Fungi; Ascomycota; Eurotiomycetes; Eurotiales; Aspergillaceae. The record is from RefSeq and is a predicted model, not a curated record. The coding region runs from base 1 to 2175 and encodes 724 amino acids. The transcript has 3 exons. Gene Ontology annotation, molecular function: protein binding.